This is a messenger RNA of Brugia pahangi, 258 nucleotides long. The record is from the annotation of a GenBank genome assembly. NCBI's taxonomy places the organism in Eukaryota, Metazoa, Nematoda, Chromadorea, Rhabditida, Onchocercidae.
AUGACGAAAUUGCUAUUACGGAUCAGUCAAGCAGUCUUCGUCUUUUUUCUUACAAUUAUGUACCAAAUAUUAUCAAGCGUUAUAAUUGUCAUUUCAUUAGCACAAUGCUCACACAAAAAGCCUCGAAUUCAAGAUCGAAAGGACAAAACUGAAGUAAAGAAAAAAGUGAAAAGUGCGCAUACUCCAGCACCAGAGGAGAAAAUAAGGGAUAAACAAGAUAAAAGUAACAGUCCAGAUGAAAAAAAAGGGCGGCGCUAG